This is a messenger RNA of Branchiostoma belcheri (Belcher's lancelet), 2055 nucleotides long. Its product is annotated as filamin-C-like. The transcript has 16 exons. Gene Ontology annotation, biological process: actin cytoskeleton organization. NCBI's taxonomy places the organism in Eukaryota, Metazoa, Chordata, Leptocardii, Amphioxiformes, Branchiostomatidae. The record is from RefSeq and is a predicted model, not a curated record. Bases 91 to 2055 code for a protein of 654 amino acids. Gene Ontology annotation, molecular function: actin filament binding.
CACUUGUGACAAAACGUUUCUGGGGAUAAAGAGGAAGGAAUGCAACGAGCAAGACUGCUCUAGCUGAAAGAAGGAAAAUCUUGUCCGAGGAUGGACUGUGUGUAUGAUGCGAACCAUGCGAACUACAAUAGCGCCUACCACAAUGCCGCCACCCUGGACGCCAUGGCGAGGUCAAAGAUCAUCGCCACGGCAACCAGAGUCAGACGAGAUAAAGACGAUCCUGACAUCACCGUCCUAGUGGCGGGAAACGGCGUGAACGUGGCGAGGGUUCACAUGCCGGCAGACGUUAGGGUGACGCCGCUAGGUGUCGUGACUGGCGCCGUAACAGUGACAGCGGUUGGUCCUUACGGUAAAAAAGCGCACUGCACUCUCGCCAAACAGAAACCAGGCCACUUCCACGGAACUUACACACCGAACAUUGUAGGAAGUUGGGUGGUGACUAUCCGGAUCGACGGGAAGUCUGUUCCGGGAAAGAGGUUCACCUGCAAUGUGUACGACCCCCGCAAGGUGAAGGUGUUCGACACGCAGCCGGGGAUUCUGGGAAGGCUGUGUACGUUUGGAGUCAACACUAAGGAGGCCGGGGAGGGUGACCUCUCGGUGGUGGUGAUCUCUCCCAAGGGGCGGAUCGCAAGUCGCGUGCGGAACGAAGGUCUCGGGAAAUAUCGCGUGAGCUUCUCACCGGAAGUCGUUGGGAUGCACAAAGUUUUUGUCAACUACAACGGAGAUGAGAUUGCAGAGUCCCCGUUUCAAAUCGAAGUGGGGAACACCAGUGCCAUAUCCGCCCACGGGAAGGGCUUACAGAGGUGCCGGGCAGGGUCAAGGUCAACCUUCAAGAUCAAAGGCUGCAGUGGAGGUGACGUCAAGGUCACGAUAACAGGUCCCAGUGGAGCCUCCGUCCCCAACAUCACUAACGUCUCGGGAGGAAACUACGUCUGCGAGUUCACACCGUUUGAAGCAGGUGACCAUGAAGCUGAUGUGCAGUACAACGGAGAGUCGAUAGAGGGCUGCCCGGCUACCAUCCAGGUGUACGACCCCAGAGCGGUGGUGAUUCACGGUGUGGAUGACGGUGUGGUCGGGCAGCAGUGUCUUUUCCAGAUUGACGUGUCCCAGGCCGGAGCAGGUGAUGUACAGAUAAAGAUCCUGAACCAUGGUCGGCCCGUCAAAUGGAAACUGUCGUCCAUCGAACCUAACAAGCUCAACGUGUCAUUCAUACCGGAGAGGGCGGGGCCUCAUGACGUCACUGUCACUUUUGAGGGGGACACGGUCCCAGGAUGUCCGUUCCGCUGCAAUGUGAUAGACCCGAGCCGUGUGGUGCCCAUCAAACACCAGCCCCGUGUGGCCACGGCAGGCCGCCUGACCAACUUCACCGUCACCACACGUGAUGCCGGGGAGGGCAACACCACCUUCAUUAUCACAGACCCGUUUGGCAGUGUGAUACCAUGUCGAGUGGAGAACGAACGGCAUGAAGUGAGGGCACACUGGACACCGUCUGAUGUCGGGAGGCACCAUGUUCAGGUACUGUUUGGUGGUGUGGAAGUUCCCGGCAGCCCAUUCGUGGUCCAGUCGUACGACGCCAGUAAGAUAUCGUUGGAGGAUCUGGACACGAACGGAAGACCGGGGGAAAUGGUGGAGUUCACUGUAAACACGGAAGGGGCAGGGGAGGGUGACCUGAAAUGUCACGUGGCAGCAGACGGAGGAGCCACACACGUGAAGAGCACCGUGCGGAAGAUCGCAGCUGAGCGGUACGCCGUGACGUUCAGACCCGAGUCGGUCGGCGAACACGACGUUAGGGUUACAUACAACGGAGUGGAUGUUCCAGGGACUCCGUUUGCCUGCAACAUCUUGAACCCUGACCGAGUGUCUGUGACCGGGGACGGGAGGAAGAGAGUUCAGCUCAACACCCCCUACCGGUUCUUCGUGCACACGCAGGGCGGGGGGAAGGGCACGGUGCAGUGUGCCGUCACAGGACCAGGACAAGUCCCUGUACCAUGUAAGUUGGAGGACAAACAUGGCGGCGACUUUAUUGGAGAGUUUGUACCUGAUGCCAUAGAUUAA